AUGGAAGUGAAACCAGCAAUCUUCCCUCACGAACAAAAAAACCAUGUCUUGUUAACAUGGGCACAGUCAAUGAAUGGGAAAAUUGGAUAUAAAAAUUAUUCAGAUGAUGAGAAAGGAAAUUUAUUUCUAGGGCAAUUGAAGAUAUCCUGCAAAGAAUCUUUUCGUAUGACGCAUGGACUGCGAGCUUCGUUUGAUGCCAUUAUGGUGGGCAGUAAUACUGUUCGGAAUGACAAUCCCAGCCUCACUUGUCGAUACCCUCACCCAGAAGAUUCCACAUGUUUGGCUCCUCUUUCCAUGCAGCCUAUUCCCAUCAUCAUUGACUCGCACCUUUCUCUAAAUUAUGCUUCCCUGAAGGUGAUGGAGUUGGCGCGCUGUGGCCUAACAAAGGCCCCAUGGAUCGUUGUUGCUCCUAGCGUUAUACAAAGGAAAACGAAAGAUGCUCAAUUACAGGAGAGAUGGAAUUGCAUUGAGCAUUACGGCGGUCAAAUCUUUGUUCGAGAUCAAGAAUAUCCAGAGAACUGGAAGGAUUAUGUACAUUUGGAGAAGCUCCAGAGUAAUGGCGCCUCAAGGAUUAUGGUAGAAGGAGGAGCGACCUUAUUAAGAAAGGCAUUUGAAUCUAAUUCAUUCGAUUCCCUCGUAGUCACGAUUGCACCAAAGAUGUUUUCUGAUGAAGAAACAAUAGGAAUCUCUUAUUUGAAACAUCUCAACUUGAAUCAUGCUUUAUGGAUUCCAUGUGGAUCUGAUAUUUUAUUGACUACAUACAAACAUUUUCCAAUGGAAUUGUUGCAAUUGAAGUGA
Molecule: messenger RNA, 798 nt
Organism: Schizosaccharomyces osmophilus
Lineage: Eukaryota; Fungi; Ascomycota; Schizosaccharomycetes; Schizosaccharomycetales; Schizosaccharomycetaceae
Gene: rib7
Product: 5-amino-6-(5-phosphoribosylamino) uracil reductase Rib7
Exons: 1
Coding region: 1-798 (265 amino acids)
Biological process (GO): riboflavin biosynthetic process
Molecular function (GO): 5-amino-6-(5-phosphoribosylamino)uracil reductase activity
Source: RefSeq, a predicted model, not a curated record